AGCGGCUGCGUCCCGGGCAAGUUGCGUGGCCGCGCGGCGGGGCCACCUGGCCCGGACUCUCCUCAGCGACGAGGACAGUAUUUUUACCUUUGGACGCUCGCUUUUCCUGUCUUACUCUCUUUCAGGAUGGGAUGGGAACAUAGCGAGGGAACCAAACCAGAGGUUUUUACAAAUUCUUGAAAAGUCAGACCGUUCGGAUGCCGGGGGCUGAGCGUUUGGAGGUGGCUUCUGAAGUUUGCUUGUCUUUUGACUCUGAACGACCUUUAUCCUUGGACGGUGUCUUGCACCUGUAACUGAGUGAUGGGAAGGGUAGCCCGAUUCGCCAGCCAGCAGUACCAGUGUUCACAGCCGGGCAAGGACUUUGUUGGUGAGGGUGCUCGGCGCCCAGACCACUGCCAUUGUUUCUGGAAGACCCUUCACAUGGCUGUUUAAAGAUGCAUUUGAGACAGUUAUAAGGAAAAACUGAAAAUGCCUGGACAAUUCCUGGUUUUUCCCACCACUCUUCCGGCCUUUCCCCCUCCCUGCCAGAUCCAGAUGAUAUGAUACUUGGCAGGACACCUUAAUCACAGUGGUUCCUUGGCUGGACACAUCUGCACAAGACUGUUUCUGUUACUCAAGAUGGCCAGUCAGCUGCCUGAAGACCCCACGGAGGCUCAGGUCUCUGAUGAGCUGGAGUGCAAGAUCUGUUACAAUCGGUACAACCUGAAGCAGAGGAAACCCAAAGUGCUAGAGUGUUGUCAUAGGGUCUGUGCCAAAUGCCUGUACAAGAUCAUCGACUUUGGGGACUCCCCACAGGGUGUCAUUGUCUGCCCUUUCUGUCGGUUUGAGACCUGCCUGCCAGACGAUGAAGUUAGUAGCCUGCCCGAUGACAACAACAUCCUGGUAAACUUGACUUGUGGAGGCAAAGGGAAGAAGUGCCUGCCGGAGAAUCCCACCGAGCUGCUGCUGACACCCAAGAGGCUGGCCUCCCUCGUCAGCCCUUCCCACACAUCCUCCAACUGCCUGGUCAUAACCAUCAUGGAGGUGCAGCGAGAGAGCUCCACGUCUCUGAGCUCGACUCCUGUGGUCGAGUUUUACAGGCCUGCAAGUUUCGACUCCGUCACCACCGUGCCCCACAGCUGGACUGUGUGGAACUGCACUUCCCUGCUGUUUCAGACCUCCAUCCGGGUGUUAGUGUGGCUGCUGGGGUUGUUGUAUUUCAGCUCCUUACCCUUGGGAAUCUACUUACUAGUGUCUAAGAAGGUCACCCUCGGGGUUGUCUUUGUCAGCCUUGUCCCUUCGAGCCUUGUCAUCCUCAUGGUGUAUGGCUUUUGCCAAUGCGUUUGUCACGAAUUUCUGGACUGUAUGGCACUUCCUUCUUAAUUGUUGUGCAAAAUAUGGAAUUUGACACAUAUUGCCAUGUUUGAAGUUCGAUAACUGAUAAUUUAUAUAAUUUACUUUCUUUUGUCUUCUUUAUGAUUAGCAUCCAUGGCAUCAACAAAGGCCUUGGCCAUAUGUUUUUGGUCUGUUUUCUAGUCAGGUGUUGAAUUGCUGGGUGAAAGUGUUUUGUGCUUAGGAGUUAGUAAAGAAGCAAAGCUGUGUGAGCUCAGUUCUUACCGGGCUGUGACAGCGUGAAAUUUCUUUGAGCAGGGGCAGCAUGUCUCACUGCCCCUCCAGACGGCCUGAGAGUGAGGUGCGUCGUGCUGGAGGAGAGGUCUUUGCAUAGAUUAAGAUCGAGCUGAUUCCUCCUUUCACAGUCACGGGGAGUCUACAUUGUGGGUGGACACUGGAGGGAAAGUUGCUCCACGACCUGAGUUUGCAGUCUGUGCCCUCAUACUCCGGGUGUUGGAACCCCAAUCUUCUUCAGGUGCUUUCUCUCUGAAGGUAAUGUUGCUCUGAGGUUGCUGCUUCACGGAGACGUCUGUCCCCUCUGUGCAUUCUCCCCUGCCAAGAGGACACUAGGCCAGUUCCCUUGGGUCGUCUCAUUGAAUGCCUGUUUUGUCACAUUACUAAGGAGAACAGGAAACAUUGAUCCGUUUGCAUCAAAAUAGGCUUCUUGGCAGAAUAAGUCCAUUUGUCUUCCCUCCAUGUUUAUUUCCCUCUCUCCUCGGACUUCUUUGAGAAGAAAUGAAGAGAAUGAACUUCUUGUAGAACAGUUAUUGUUCAUGGGAACUCCCAUUUGAAUCUUUCCAUAAAACAUCUUAGUUUUGCUUUAUUUUUAACUGCCUUGCUCAUUCAGCCCCACCCCUUGUCCCAACCAAGGUUCCAUUUAAAUUAGCUGCUGUAAAUUCCUAGUUUAAAAUAUUUUAUUAGGGUUUAUUUAACUUAAUCCUAUAACAGUUGGGAGUAAAUUGUGACAGUGAAAACCCAGAAACAGUUAGCAAGAUGCUGUAGUUCAUGGGUUGAAGUUCUGAGAACCUAAGUUUUUUGUUGUGUUAUGUUGAGUUAUGUGCAAAACUGUGCUAUAGAAGAGAGACGUCCAGGCCAUGGCCAGGGACAUGUGAAACUGACACCGUUUGCUGGAAAAGGCCAUUCAAGGGCAAAAAGUAGAGGUGGCAGAGUACAGCUUAAGCAUGUUAUUACCCUUGCUGUAGUUAAGUCAGUGUGGGAAUACAUUGAAGCUCUUAAAUUUAUUUCAAAUAAAAGCAUAAGCGAUGUGACUUGAACUCAUGGACUUCUUUUUGGGAUGUAGGGGAAGAUGAAUGUAUAUAUUUAUGAGAGGAAAUUGUCUAGCAGAUUUUAAGUUUGGAAGAAUAGAAUGUUCACAGAAACUAGGGGAGAAAAGCUUUUUAGUUUCUAAACAGCAUUACUAAUGAUGUUAACAUUAAAAUAUUUGUAGCUCUUAGAAAAGGGCAUCACUAAAGGUACUUUCACUUGUUUGUGAUAAAGUAUUUGUUGGGAAAAAUAGUUAUAGUGGGUUACUUCUCAUCUCCUUAUGGAGGAGAAAUUGGUAUUUAUCUUGAAUAGCCAUUUGAUUUUAUUUGUAUAACAAUUAUUAACUUUGAGAACAUGUAUGCCCAUGGUAAGUUACGAGGAUAAAGUUUAUGUAGGAUAUGGUCUAAUGAAUUUAAGCCCCAAGAUGUAGCUAACUAUGUUUAUGAGUCCAUAAAAUCUAGUUUUGGUAGCAUUGUGAAUGCAUUUUCCAGAAAUCCAUUUUUAUUUUGAGUAAAUCCAAUGUUUAGGAAAUGUUUGUGUUUUGGAUAUAUGUAUAUGUUUUUUUUUUUAAGGCCUCAUUUUCUCUGAAAUGUAACAUUGGUGAGCUACAUGAUGGGAUUUCCAGAAAGCUCUGGACAUGGGUACUAUGUGCUUUACUUAUUUGUAUAAAGUCUGUAGUGCUGAUUGUGUGUAUCUAUGUAUCACGGUCUUUUUAUUUAGUUUCUAGUGAGUUGGCUUGGUUUUAAAGAGUUUUAAGCAUAUGACAACAAUAACAAGAAAAUCUGUCUUUAUGCUAUUGAAUGAAAGAGCAAUGCUUUAAUAUUUUAUUCACUGUGACAAUGUUCUGUUUGUCUAUUAAAUUUGUCUAGAAGUUUGCCUUCAUUUGUGGCUGAGAUUCAGUUACUACUCUGGAUCCCAGGUUAACUUUAGAUAACUGUAAACAUGAACUUCAAGAAACAUUGAUUAAGUUAAUAAUGCUUUUAUCGCACACAUAAAGAUUUCAGAACCUUGUGAAAAGCUAACCUGACCUGUGGCAUUUCCAGAAGGGCUUCAUCUUUUUUUAACAGUGGGGGACAAACAUUAGGGAAGGUGAAAUAAAAAUAUUGUCUUUAUAAAUACAUUUGUUUUCCACUUUAAUUUAUUUGAUUUGAUUUCCAGAUUUUGCCUAGCUGCUCAACAUAAUAGAAUCCCAUUUAUUUGGAGAAUACCUUAGUUUAUGUGGUCUGGGAAAAUUUGUAAAAGUUACUUGGCAUUUUGUUAGGAAAAGUAGAAACAACUUGAGAAUAUGUAGCUGUUCUAUGCUUCUCAUAAUGAGUGAAUUAACACUACAUAUUAAUCAAUACUGAAUUUAUUCACUUCUGAAAUCUUUACCUAAGACACUUAGAAGAAGGUUCAAGACAGCAGGUGGCUGUGCCCUCAUAACUUCUGUGUGAGCUGGACUUAACCACGGAGAGGCCAGAAAGUGAUGAGCACUUGCUGGGUUGUAAGGAGGGAGAUAUGGGACUUCGGAGGCACCUAAAAGAGAUUUUUCAGUAUCUUACCUAGGGAGACCUGAAGCCUUGGGAACCGUGGUAUUCACAGGCAAGCUAGGGGUAUGCACUGGGCACAGGGAAGGGAACCCAGUGAGCCUGGAAGAGGGGAGUGGCGGUGCACCUGUUCUGCUCUGUGUGGGUCCACAGUUUUGAAGCCUUGCUCCUUUUACACACUCUUCUUGGUAAAUAAAUACCCCAAUUCUUUUGAAGCACCAUGGAAAUACCACAUAUCAUUCUAGAACUUUCCUUGAAACCAAUGACAGAGUUGGUUACAGGUAGGAUCCCUAAAAGAGUUUAACCAUUUGCUCUUGCAGCUUGAGUUUCUGUACUUUCCACAUCUUUCCCAUUUGUUAGAUGUAUACUAUUGCUUUUCAGUGCCCUGCGUGAACUUUCAUUCCUGUAGGUGUACUCUUGGGUCUUUCCUCAUAAGUUUUCUUUAGUGCAAAAGAUUUGUUUAAAAAUGUGGAUAACUUAAUGUUGAAAUUUAAGUAAAUUCCAUGUGAGUCCCAGAAGUGACACUAUU
Fukomys damarensis (Damara mole-rat) is the source of this 4689-nucleotide messenger RNA. RefSeq names its product ring finger protein 182 (gene Rnf182). The transcript has 2 exons. NCBI's taxonomy places the organism in Eukaryota, Metazoa, Chordata, Mammalia, Rodentia, Bathyergidae. Bases 619 to 1362 code for a protein of 247 amino acids. The record is from RefSeq and is a predicted model, not a curated record.